UAACCGAGCAGCUACUACCAAUUGUGAAUCCGCAGAGACGCCGCCUCAACUUUCAACGCUUGGUUUGCGCCGAUCGUCCAAUAUGUCCAAGACAAACGAGUCUCAGCGAUUGCUCCGAUCCCAGAAAGCCGACAAGGAGGAUGACGAACUGUUUGUCAAGCUGCCAAAGUUUAGCAAGCGUGCCCGUGGCAAGAGCACAUUGGAUAACCAGGAGGAGGAGAGCGUUGCCAGUGCGAAGGAGCUGGUGCCGAGAGAGGCUCACGACAGACUCUACAAGUUCUUGAAGCAGCCAAACAGUCAUCGGUGGAUCUGGUGUGAGUUUGUCGACUCCUUCAUUGAUCAGGCUACCCAAGAUAGUGGCUUCGACGUCAAGUGGUAUCUGCGGAGCGUCUAUCCCAGGUUGGAGGACAAUCAAUUGCUGCCCCUGCGAUGCUGGCAGCUGCUGCGCCGGGACAUGGGCAAAGCACGUCGCUUCUCUCCGGCUUUCAUAGAGAGCGAGAAGCGGGAACUGAACCGCAGUCGCAACAUGGUGCGAAUGCUGCAGCAGCGCAAAGUAGACAUAGAACAGUUUGGCAUGCCGUUGGAUGUGAUGCCAAAGAUCAUACCGUUGCCACUUGCUGUGGACACCAAGGUGAUCAGUCUGCUGAGAGCCCCCUUGGAGCUGCUCUACAAGGGACGUGUCGUUGGCUACGAGCCCAAGGAUUGCAGUUACUUGAUUAAGUUCGACAUUGCGGGCAAACACAUUGUGCUCAGCAUGGCCGACUCUCUGCUCCAUGUGGUGCACGAGUGCAAGACCAUCUCACUGGCCAGCAUCAUUCAGGAGGCCAAUGAGACGCCGGUAUCUUCUGCAGCAGAUACUGAUACUACUGAUACUGAUAAGGAAUCCAAGCCACUGCUCGAUGCUGUGUUGCAGCUGCAAAAGCUAUUGGUCCUGAAGCGCAAAACCGUCCAGGACAUGGCUGUGAUGAACGAGGAGCUGGAGGCAAGUGGACCACAAGCGUCCAACCGGCGAGAGAUCAAACUGACGCCGCAGCGAGAGAAGCUGCAGCGUCGCUACGCCGCCAAUAUGAUAACACUGCAUCGGGUCAACGCCGACAUUCUGGAGUCGCUGCGUGUGGCACACAAUCAUCUGAGUGAGUGCGAGAAGGAUGCCCAGCAGUGCCAGAGCACGCCACGCAAGAAGAUCUACGAGAAGUGCCGCCUCCUAGCUGAACUGGACUUGAAGGCGUCACCUGGCCUGCCCAAUCUCAAGUUGCAAGCCACACGCGACCUAAUCCUUCGACUGCAAACCUUACUUUAUGUGUGCGCCGAAAUGAGACAUGGCAAGGACCAAGAUUUGGAUGAGGUAUUGGAGGACUAUGUGGCCAACAUGAUGUCCAAUUUGCCAACACAACUGCAUGACGACUUCCAGUCCGUCGUCGCAAUGUUGCAGCCACUUCGCGAGCAAAUUGUGGUCAUGCACAAGAUUGAAACGGAUCGCUGCCAGCAGCUACUUCAAAUACAACAGUCGGAAACAACGACUCUUGUGGUCACCGAAGAGGCCGAAGUCGACAUGUGUUUCUAGAGAUCAUCAAAUGCCUAACACUUUGUUCAACUGUAAUCUUUUUAAUAUAAACCUUUUUUAAAUAAAAGGCACAAGGAGACAACUCCGAUCUGCUUAGUCGCAAUUA
Molecule: messenger RNA, 1670 nt
Organism: Drosophila innubila
Lineage: Eukaryota; Metazoa; Arthropoda; Insecta; Diptera; Drosophilidae
Product: protein lin-9 homolog
Exons: 1
Coding region: 83-1564 (493 amino acids)
Biological process (GO): DNA-templated transcription; regulation of transcription by RNA polymerase II; regulation of cell cycle
Cellular component (GO): nucleoplasm; transcription repressor complex
Molecular function (GO): DNA binding
Source: RefSeq, a predicted model, not a curated record